Molecule: messenger RNA, 945 nt
Organism: Symbiodinium pilosum
Lineage: Eukaryota; Dinophyceae; Suessiales; Symbiodiniaceae
Source: the annotation of a GenBank genome assembly
AUGCAGGAGUUUACUUACAACUUUCUGACGGAGUUCUUCCUCCUUUAUGACAAUCUGCCGAUUUGGUUUCAUCGCCUGAUCUCCUUCAACUUUGCUUGGCGCAAUGUGCCCACCGGAGGCGCUUCUCCAGCCUCAGCUGUGCAGAAUUAUCUCUACGACCGUACCAUCUCAAUGAGCCUCGUGGGGGUCCAGGCGCUCACGUCCUUCCCUUCGGAGCUCGCAAAGAUGGAUUCCCGCGCUACCAGACUGCUGGAGCUGCGGGAGGCCUUGGAGCUUGCCAGUCACGAGCAGCCGCCACCCCUUGGCGAGUCGCACUCCAAAAUCGUUGUUCGCAACCUGACCUUGGCAACGCCCAAUCAAGUCACCUUGGCCGAGGGCCUCACUUUCCAGGUUGAAAGGGAUUCGCCAAUCCUGAUCACUGGGCCCAAUGGAGCCGGGAAGACAGCGCUUGCACGCGUGCUGCUGGGCCUCUGGAAGACUCGUGGAGCGGACGUGAGUGUUUCUGUUCCUCGUGCUUUGUCCAUUGUCCCGCAGCGGCCCUACCUGGCUCCAGGCUGCUUAGGGGACCAAGUCACCUACCCCAAGCGCUUUGUGGGUGACCAGGAUGCCUCCAAAGCUGAAGAGGCUUUGAAAGCUGUGGGUUUGGAGCAUCUCUUGGAACGCAGUCAUGGCAGUUGGGAUGCCCGCUGCAUGUGGGAGGAGGUACUUUCCGGAGGGGAGCAGCAACGAAUUGCCUUGAGCCGGGCACUGUUCCACCGGCCGGACUUCGUGCUGCUGGACGAAUGCACCUCCAUGGUGGCAGCAGAUGCAGAAGAGCGUCUUUACGACUGCGUCACUGCUGUGGGUGUGACCCCACUGACCAUGUCGCAAAGAUUGUUCCUCCCGAAGCUUCACAAGCAACUGGCUCCCAGUUCGUGGAAUGUUUUUCGGGCUUCUGCAGGUUGA